Messenger RNA from Neolamprologus brichardi, 7954 nucleotides. The record is from RefSeq and is a predicted model, not a curated record. Lineage: Eukaryota; Metazoa; Chordata; Actinopteri; Cichliformes; Cichlidae.
UUCAAAUGCUGAACAGAUGUCUGAACAUGUUGACGAUGUCAGCAUCUCUUGCGAUGAAGAUUCAACUGUGGAGUGUCAAGAGAUUAAUGCAACACUAAAAUGGAAUUUUGAAAUUGAGACAGAGAGAGAGCUUGUGCAUGUGGCAUUGCUAAAGCAAGAACCAGGAGCUUCAUUCACCCUUGGUGAUGCAGAUUCCGAACCUUGCAUCUACUCAUCAGGUGAACCUUUUCUCAGGGAGGAUGGGACCUAUGACAUUACCGUAUCAUUCACAUCCAUCAACCCAGGCUUGUACAGACAGUGGUUAGUGCUUGAUUUUGACAUGAGACCAGUGCUCUUGAAAAAACUCAAAGUCAGAGUAGGCCAUUCUGUAGUCACUGAACAACCAGCUGUGAGCAGUGGAGCAAGAUUUCAGAGUUGUGAACGUUGGCACAGAGGGAACAGGAUAAUCAUCCCAUGUUCGUCGAGGACAGAAGAACAGGAUGAGUUAUUAAAGAUGUACAAGCCUCCACAGAUUAGUUUCCUGUAUAAAUCCUCCCACAACAUUCAAACACCACUGAAUAAUGAAAACUACAAAGAAAGAAUGCACCAUUUCCUCUACAAUGAAGAAUGUGCAGAAGACCAGGUUGUUUCAAGACUAAAUGUUUGUGGAGAAAUUACAGCACUGGAUACAUUAUACAGUUUGCAGUUUGGUGUGGAGGCUCCUCGGGGGCAACUUUUUGGUGUUGUCUUGAUUCCUUGUCACAUUACACAAGACAGCCCUGAGGGACUGACACUAAAACGAAGCAUCCGAUCUGCCCUGAUAGCCCCUUUAACUUCUCGCCCAAACUCUAAAGUCUAUGAAGCCAGUGUGUUGCCAUACAAAACAACUGAGAAUAAACUUUUUUUGCUACUGUCAAAGCAAUGUUGCUUUGAUCUUGCACUAAAAAGAAAUGAAUCAUAUCAAAUGGAGGUGCAAUUCCAGCUGGACCGCCUCAACUACUGCACCAUGCACAGGGCUGUCGAUCUUCUUCCCGAGACAAAGACUGUGCUGCCAGUCCUUAAAAGUUGUGUAAUUCCUGUUGGUAACGUUACCUGUGAAAAUCUCAACACAAAGCAGCACUUAGCAAUUGAAUUUAUCACAGGGAAUUCUAAUGUCAAAAACCUUGUGGCACCCCUCCUGAUUUAUGGACCUUUUGGAACUGGGAAGACAUUCACCCUUGCAACAGCAGCCAGAGAGCUUUGUAAGGAUCCUCAGAACAAAGUUCUAAUUUGCACCCACACCAACAGUUCAGCAGAUCUAUAUGUCAGAGAACAUUUCCAUCCAAUCAUCAGCAAGAAAAAUGGUGGAAUCAGGCCAAUCAGAAUAAAAGCAAACAAACAAGGGACUGCUUUGCAUGCUACUGAUAGCAUUACUUUGAAAUACUGUCUCCUUUCAGAAGAAGGACAUUAUUUUCUACCACCUACAAAAGCUGCUCUAGAUCAGCACAACAUAAUCAUAACUACCACAACCAUGGCAAGACAUUUUCAUGACCUAAAUCUUCCAGAGGGAUACUUCACCCACAUUCUGAUUGAUGAAGCCUCUCAGAUGCUAGAAUGUGAAGCCCUAAUGGCUCUUGGUCUUGCUGGGUCAAACACAAGAGUUGUUCUAGCAGGAGAUCACAUGCAAAUGGGACCAAAGCUUUUCUCCGUGCCUGACCAUGAUCGUUCCAAUCACACACUCCUCACUCGCUUGUUCCACUAUUAUCAAGGCCAAAACUGUGAUGCUGCUAAGAAAAGCAGAAUCAUUUUUCAUGAAAAUUAUCGCUCAACCAGAGAAAUUGUGGAGUUUGUCGCCACCCAUUUUUACGUUGGUAAAAAUGAUUUCAUCAAAGCUGCUGGAGAUGUUCCACCUCCUACAAACUGCCAUGCCGUGGAGUUUCACCAUGUCAGGGGAGAGUGCCUCUUGGAGACAGUAUCGAUGUCUUGGUAUAACAACGCAGAGGUGACAGAAGUGGUUGAAGUAGUGAAAGAUAUUCUUAAACACUGGCCAGCAAGCUGGGGUCACAAGGACCAAAGCUCAAUCUGCAUUCUGUCAGAGGGAUUUCAGGUUUCUCGAAUUAGGACAGCGCUUUCAAGCAGAAACCUUGCAAACAUCAAAGUUGAGAGACUUGCAAAUGUUCAAGGAAAACAGUUCAGAGCAGUCAUAAUGACAACUGUGCAAACACGUGACAGCCUAAAAACAUCUCACCUGCCUGGUCUGGAGAUGUUCAAUGAUGCCCGCGUUUUAAACACUGCAAUGACAAGGGCUCAAUCCCAGGUGGUUGUAAUUGGAGAUGCUGCCGCCCUGUGUUGCUUUGGGAAAUGUUCAGGAAUCUGGAAGAGUUUCAUAAACCACUGCAUCAACAGCAACAGUGUUGCACCACAGCAUUUCACUAAAGAGUUCUUUGAACAAGAUAUUAUGGAAACUGCAAAGUUUCAGAAGUUCGAACAUGUGGAUGAGAGCCAUACUCUAGAUGAUGCGAUUCUUAAAGAGCUGAAAGAUGAUUAUGAGCAACUGAAAACAGAUGAAGACAGUUUGGAAUUUCAGAUGACCUUUUCAAAUCACGAUGGGUCAAGAGCACUAUACAAUUUCCCCGAUACUGGCACAGAUCUUUUAAAGAUGUGUAAAAAACAACCGGAGAUUUACAAACUUGGGAAGUUUUUCAGGGAAUCACACAGGAAAGGCUACGUCAAACCAUUCCAUAAUCCGACCAAACGAAUAAGCAUCGUGGGACAGGCAAAUCUUGGUAAUGCCUUUACUGGAGAUCAAGUGGUCCUCCACGAAACAAAAGUUGUACGCAUCACCAAGAAAGAAGAAUCAGCACGUGUACUUCUGUGCCUGCUUGAGGAUGAAGAUCACAGCAAAUCACGACAGAAUUCUGAAAGCAAAUUUAUCAGAAGGAUGAUGAUGCCGAUAAAAAAAUCGGAGCCCAAAAUAUGUAUACUGAUUUCCAAGAAGCAACGCAACUAUAUGCCAAUAUGGGAGGAAAUUGAUGGAGAAUGGACAGUUGUAACACAAAUGUAUAUUGAUGAAAAUCUUAAACAGAACAGUGUAUUCAAGGUGCAAGUGAUUUGCUGGAAAGAAAACUAUUUUUUUCCAUUGGGGUACAUCAUAGAUAUUCUUCCAGUUGGCAGCUCUUUGGAUUCUGGACUAACGAUCCUGGAUGAAGAAUUCAAAGUUGCGUACAAUACAUGCAAAUCAGACAAGGCUGUUUACAACACUGAUGAAAACAAUACAAACAUACUGGACUUGCGUAAGAUAAUCACUUUUACUGUGGAUCCUGCAAAAGCAAAGAUCCUGGAUGAUGCUAUCAGUGUCAGGGAACUUGAAGAUCAUUACGAAUUGGGACUCCAUAUUGCUGAUGUGGCAAGUGUUGUGAAGCCAGGUGAUGAUUUAGAUAGGGCUGCAGAAGAAAGUGGCACUACCUACUACUGUGCUGAGGAGAAACCUAUUUACAUGUUUCCCGACGAGUUGAGCAUUCAACUCAGUCUGCAAGAAGGUCGAGAUCGCAGGGUGGUCUCACUGAUGUUCAAUGCAGAAAAGGAUACAAAUAAGAUAAUAGGACAACCCGAAUUUCAACUGUCUAUAAUCAACUCUGACAAGCAGCUGUCAUAUUUAGAGGCAGAGGACAUCAUCUCCAAAAGCUAUAAAGAGACCCCCAAAUUUGAUACUGUUGAGCAUUGUGUAACGGUUGCUUAUUGUUUUGCAAAAGCUCAAAGGAAGAUAAGACUUAAAUCUGAUUGGGCUUAUUCUCAAACCGAUGCUGACAGAUUGCCCGGGCAGCGCAAAGCACAUCUGAUGAUUGAAGAGCUUGCUGUGUUAUUUAACCAUCAUGCAUCCAAGACUUUGAUCAGCUGUGACAAAACCAGGUAUUCCACACCACUUCGCUGUCAGGCAAAACCAGAUCCUGGAAAGGUAGAAGAAUUCAAAGAGGAAUGUGGAGAAUUUAUACCAUUGUCUUUUCUCGUGCGGCACAAAGUAGACCAUGAACAACAAAGCCCAAAGUGUCAAAACUUUCGCAUACUCCCUGAAGUGUGGAAAGAAAUUGUUGCAGCUACCAGAACAGAUGAUACAGACAAAAUGAUAGAUCUAGUUGCUGCUGACGAAAUCCAUCCUCUGGUACAACCAGUCACUCAAAAGUUCAGAAGGUGCUUCAGUAAAGCUUACUUCAUCUGUUCAAAAUCAUCUCCUGAGGCAGAAAUAGGGCAUUAUUCUCUGAACCUAAAGUCUUACACAAAAGCUUCCUCACCAAUACGGCAGUACAUGGAUGUCAUCUUGCAAAGACUCUUGCAUUCUUACAUAUGUGAUACAGAUGUUCAAUACACUAAAUCAAAGAUCAUGGCUUUGUGCAGUCAAUUUCAGGAGAACUUCAAGAAUGCCGAGAAGUAUGAACAGAAGGCUGAGCAAAUUUCAUAUGCAGUGAGCAUGAAAAAACAAAGUGCUUCAAAGAUAGCCUUUGUUGUUCAUGCAAAUCCUGAAGAAGACAGUUUUGCAGUAGCAUUUCCCUUUAACAAGAACAUAUUUGUUGGGAAUUUGCCAAUUAUGUACAAAGAUUUGCAACUAGACGAUCAACCAUUUUACGAUGAAGAAAAACACAGUGUCACUCUUAAAUGGAAAAGGCGGAUCUAUUCAGCUGAUGCCAUGCAAAUCCACCAAGAGCUGAAAAUGAUGGCAGAUAGUCAUCCUUGCAUUGAGGUUCCAUUGAGAGUAUGGAAAGAUACUAUUGAGGCAAUUGACAAUGGAAAAUUAGAUCAUGCAAAGCAACUCUUAAUGCAUGCUGAUGCUGAUUUGAAGGAACUGGGAAAACAAACUGUUUUGCCUCAGUCCUCUGAAGGUUACUAUAUUCAGGCUGAAAAGUGUCUCUCUGAGGAGCAAGAAAUACCAGAGAUGCAAACUGAGCAUUUUGUUGACAUCCAACUCGAGUUGCAGCCAGGUGACAUCCUACAGGUCCAAUUGACUUCAAGCAUUAAGCGAGGUUAUCAAAUGCCCACUGUUCAGUUGGUACACAUUAAACCAAAGUUUGAAAUGUGUGUUGACCAUGUCAACAGCCCUAUCACAUGCUUCUCCAGAUUGGCAGAUAUUCCUUCAAGGACUUAUUACAAUGAUACCAAGGAGUAUAUACGGAUCUGGAAACCUUUGUGUGAGAUGGAAUCUGCUGCCAAUGCAGUGAAUGAAAGUGAUAUCGUUAUCAUUGAGAACCUCCAGGUAAAGUUUAACCAAGAGUUGGAAGGCAUACUCAAAGGAAGCUUUUUCUUACCGCUACAAUGGAUCAACGAAUGGGCCAUUGAAUUUAACCUUCGAAACUGCUUUCUGUGCAUACGGAAAAGAGGUCUCAAACUGGAAACUUCAAAUGUGGAAACUUCAAACGCCCUGGUAGACCCAAAAGAGUUCACAUGGGUAGCCCAUGGUUUCACAAGUAAUGCAGAAAAAUUAAAAAAUGGUGGAAGUAAAGUGGAGUUCUACAUUAGUCACCUGCCUAUGGAGACCAUUCCUGAAUGUGUUUUUCAGAAAAACACUCAUUUCACUGUUGAAAUCAUUCCAAAACUCAUCCCUGACAUCCGGAAAGAAAAUGCUGUAGUCAACAUUACGUCGGCAUGUGACUUUGUUAAGGCUAUAGCACUAGGGCAGCGCAUUCCAAAAGAGGUUAAAUCAAGCUUAAAUAUUGUGAGGAGAAACAUAAAUGGACUGCCAGAGCUGAACCAGAGCCAGCGUCGUGCAGUAGAUAAAGCUCUAAAUAAUACAUUCACACUGAUACAAGGACCCCCUGGAACUGGAAAAACAGUAGUAGGUGUGUACAUUGUACACAGUUUUUUUGAGCACAACUCUAAAAACAAAAUGAAAUUGGAUGACCCAAAGGAUAAGGAAAAGAAAAAGGUCAUUCUCUACUGUGGGCCAUCCAACAAGUCUGUUGAUGUUGUAGCAGAGUACUUAAUGAGGUUUAAGGACAGCCUAAGGCCCCUCAGGGUUUACAGCCAAGAAGUGGAGAUGCUUGAUUUCCCUUUUCCAGACUGCAAGCUGCAGUUUUCCCAAAGAACCCUUCGCCAAGAUCGUUCCAAACCAGAGCUCAGGGAUAUCACUAUGCAUCACCGCAUGCGUCAGGACCAAAACAUUUAUUCAGUUCAAAUAAAAGACUUUGAUAAACGUAUUAAACUUGCUUUUGAAAAAAAGGGAGAACUGACUGCUGAAGAAGUGAAAGAAUACAAAAACCUUCUCAGAGACGCUCGGGCAUAUGAACUCCAACAGCACGACAUCAUACUGUGCACAUGUACGCAGUCUUCCACCCCAGUCUUGACUAAGACUGUCACUGCACGUCAAAUUCUAAUUGAUGAGUGUGCUAUGGCCACUGAACCCCAGGCCCUGAUUCCACUAGUCUGCAACAAACCAGAAAAGAUUGUUUUGAUUGGGGACCACAAACAGCUACGACCCAUUGUGAGGAACGAACGCGUGAGGAAGCUUGGAAUGGCCAAGUCUCUGUUUGAGCGCUACUAUACAAUCCAUGAGAAGAGCGCAGUUAUGCUGGACAUCCAGUACAGAAUGCAUGAGGACAUAUGUGCGUUCCCAUCAGAUGAAUUUUAUAAUAGAAAUCUGAAAACUGGAGUGACACAGCAGAGGAGUGUCUUUCAAGUUGACCACAAGACAAAACCCAUUGUUUUUGGGGAUGUCAAAGGAAAGACGAUAAGUCUAGUUGUCAACACAGCACAAGGCAACCAAAACUCUAAAGCUAAUCUUGAAGAGAGAAACAAAGUGAUUACCAUUGCUGAAAAGCUAGUGAAGACUGCCAGAAUUGCACAGCAAAGUAUUGUGAUUUUAUCACCUUAUAAUGCCCAGGUGUCAGAAAUCAGGAAUGAGCUGAAGAAAAAGAAGAUGGAACAAAUCCCAGUUACCACGAUCACAAAAAGUCAAGGAAGUGAGUGGCGUUAUGUCAUCUUAUCUACAGUGUGCUCUCUACCAAAUGAAGAAAUUGAGAAACAACCAGAAAGAAGCUGGCUUUCCAAACAUCUGGGCUUUGUUGGUGAUCCCAGUCAGAUAAAUGUAGCCAUCACCAGGGCCAAGGAGGGACUCUGCAUCAUUGGUGACCAAGAAUUGCUCAUGUGCAGUACAACUUGGAGCCAUCUCUUGAAACACUACACUCUUCACAAUGCAGUGACAAGUGCAGACAAGAUUUCAGUGUGUUCAGCCACCUGAUUGAUUCUGUGCGUUGUGAAGUUUGCAGCAGCAGACCAGAGCUCCUACGGGGAAGCUAGUACAAUUUUAUGAUUUUUUUUUUAUGUCAUUAGUUUUCUUUUUUUCAGUUCUGUUUUUAAGUUUAUAUUGGAAAUAUUUCUUUUAUUACAUUCACCUUACUCAUUUGAAAUAUGAAUAGUAAGUAGGAAAUCUUACAACACUUCGUUACAUGAAUUGCAAAUAUUGAAUUUUGUAUCACAGUGAAUAUUUCAGUUGUGUAUCGCUAGCAGGAGAGUUGGCAUGUUAUUAUAGAUCUUUUAAGUUAAUUUAGGUAUACCUGAGCUGUAUGAACUAUCAAAUUGUCAGUAGUUCCUGCUUAUUGAUGAAUUAUUUUGUUUUCUUACCUGAAACCUUGGUUUAGCACUUAAACAGCCUCACCAUUCAGUGAGCCUGUCACUGUUUUUAAGGAAAUAUUAUAAUAUUGCUUUUUUUGUCUUUUUACAUUUUUUUAUAUUGUAUCUUCAGGGAUCAGCUUUAGCUGGAGUUUUGGACCAAAAUCCUGGUUGUUUAUUGUAUUGUUGUAUGUAUUGACAUGUGUAAAUUCUAAGUUUGAAUUUAAAUGAUAUUGCUCCUUUAUACCAUGUUUCACAUUGAACUCUGUCUUCAAAUAUAUAGUGUAAUAGUAAUAAUGCUCUCAAAUUGAUCAAUAUUCACUGUGGGUUUUGUCUUUGAUUGGCUAAUGAACUGUAUUGAAUAAAUAAUUAAUAAACUGCUCAAAAAAAUGUAAACACA